This is a messenger RNA of Chara braunii, 1069 nucleotides long. Lineage: Eukaryota; Viridiplantae; Streptophyta; Charophyceae; Charales; Characeae. The record is from the annotation of a GenBank genome assembly.
UCCAGGGGAGCAGAGGAUAGGAAACUUUCUCCUGUGUACGUAAGGCGACACAUCAGGUCAUUCGUUAGAUCUAUCGUGGUUCCUGCUAUGAGUUGGGGUCACUGCAAAACGUUGUUGUGGAACUACUAUACUCAAGCGCGUCAGGCAGGUGAGAGAGGAAGUUUGGAAAAGAGAAGAAGGGAGCCGGAGGCAGAGGAGAGGAAAGUCUUUGAGCAGGGCAUCUCAUCAGGGACUCUAAGGGAGGACAGGAGGAAGGAGGUCAGAUCCCACAGGCAUGAGAGAGCAGGAGGAUCAGGUGGUCCAAAGACGCCUCCCCAGCCGGCUCAGAUGGAAGUGUACUGUCCAAUGCCAGAGAUAGAGCCAGACUUGUCUCAUGAGCCACAUGUGCAGGAGCACAAGGAAGAGCAGUCUGCCCAGGAGAAAGAACUGGACAGGAAAGAGAGAGCGGCAAGGGAUCAGGAUAUCAAGGUCCAACUCAGGAUGAAGAACCUUGCAGAGCUACAUGAGAGGAUGCAGCAGGGGAAAGAGUCUGAGCAGGUGGAUGACAAGAGUGGAAAGAGCGCUCACAUUCAGGAGGAGGACUUUCCUCUGUUUUCAGAGGUAUGGGUCAGCUUUGACGAGCUGAUGGACGCUGCAGGGGGGUCUGGAGGACAACAUCAGGAGAUGGGGGUCAAGCUGGUGUCUACAGACCUACUCAACCUGAGGGGCGCGAUGAAGGAAGGCUUCGCAGCGACUAGAGCCUCGGAUCAGAGGGUUGAAGACAAAUUGACGAAGGUGGCACAAAAGGCAUAUGGCCAGAGAGUGGACUGGGAAAGAGAAGUUGAGGACCUGAAGAAGGAGUUGGAAAGACAGGGCAAAGAGAUGGAGGCAGUGAAGGCAGAUAUGGAGAAGGUCUGGGCAGAGAAUGAGGCCGUCAGGCAGGUCAACCAGACCCUCAACAAGAUCACUGACGCCCUGAGAGCCUAUCUAUACGCACAAUAGGUAUCCUUCCAGGCCAAGGAAGCAGAGUAGGAAAAAAGAAUACAAGACCUCGAAGCCAAGUAUAGACAACAGGCUCCAACUACAGUGG